AUGGGCACAGCUGCGCCGCCGACUAGCGAUGCAAUCCGGCCAAACUAUACUCCGUCUCCAACCACCCGAGACCGUCCAGAAAGGCAGUCUGAUCAUGGUGAUGAUGAGUCGCCUAAAAGCCUGUCGAACGCAGAAAGAACAUUCUCCCCUUCAUCACGAUUAUUACCAGAAGACUUUGUGUCUUCGCAAAGACAGCAUAUCCCUGUCGAUAAACGUGCUCGAGAACGGGUCGAAAGCAUUAGUUACUGGUGCUAA
Molecule: messenger RNA, 255 nt
Organism: Protopolystoma xenopodis
Lineage: Eukaryota; Metazoa; Platyhelminthes; Monogenea; Polystomatidea; Polystomatidae
Source: the annotation of a GenBank genome assembly